Molecule: messenger RNA, 1982 nt
Organism: Dermatophagoides pteronyssinus (European house dust mite)
Lineage: Eukaryota; Metazoa; Arthropoda; Arachnida; Sarcoptiformes; Pyroglyphidae
Product: hydroxypyruvate reductase
Biological process (GO): L-serine biosynthetic process
Molecular function (GO): phosphoglycerate dehydrogenase activity; NAD binding
Source: RefSeq, a predicted model, not a curated record
UUGUACAGCACCAUACAAUCAAUGUGUGCAUAAUCAUCGUACGAUAUAUGAGCAGUCAAUAUCUUCUUUGUUUGUAAGUUUCCGAAUAAAUAAAUAAAAUUGUCAAUCAAAAACAUAUUUGACAAACAACAUAAUCUCAAUCAAUAAAUAGUAGAAAAGAUUGAAAUUGAAAUUGUUUUUUGUGAAUAUCAUUCCCAUUGAAAAUUUCAUCGUAUCAACGACACUCCAUUGAAACUUGAACACCAAAAAAACUAAUUCAAUUUCUUAAAAAAUGAAAAUUCAAAUUGAAAAAGUUCUCAUCUCUGAUCCAAUCGAUCCAGCUGCUAUCCAGAUUUUACGUGAACGUAAUAUUCAUUGUGAAGUGGCUACCGGUUUAUCGCCAAAUGAGCUAAUCAACAUUAUUAAGGAUUAUGAUGCAUUGAUUGUACGUAGUGGAACACAAGUAACCAAAGAUGUUAUUGAUGCUGGCAAAAAUCUAAAACUUAUUGGUCGUGCCGGUGUCGGUGUUGAUAAUAUUGAUUGUCGUGCGGCAACCCGUGCCGGUAUUAUUGUUAUUAAUGCACCAGCUGGCAAUACAAUUUCGGCUGUUGAAUUAACCUGUUCAAUGAUAUUAUCGACUGCUCGUCUGGUACCACAAGCAUGUCAAUCGUUAAAAUCCGGUAAAUGGGAUCGUAAAACAUUUAUGGGUAAUGAAAUUAAAGAUAAAACAUUGGCUAUUAUUGGUCUUGGUCGUAUUGGUCGUGAAGUAGCUCACCGUAUGCAAUCAUUUGGUAUGAAAACAAUUGGUUUCGAUCCAUUGGUAUCGGUGGAACAAGCCAAAGAAUUUGGUGUAGAAUCAUUAUCGUUGAAUGAAAUUUGGCCACAAGCUGAUUUUAUAACCGUUCAUACACCACUUAUCCCCCAAACUAAAAAUAUGAUCAAUACUGAAACAUUACAAAAAUGUAAAAAAGGUGUACGCAUAAUUAAUGUUGCACGUGGUGGUAUAAUCGAUGAAAAUGAUUUAUUGAUGGCAUUAAAAUCUGGACAUUGCUCGGGUGCCGGUUUGGAUGUUUACAUGGAAGAACCACCAAAAAAUCGUGAAUUAAUUGAACAUCCUUUGGUAGUCUGUACACCACAUCUUGGUGCUAGUACAAAAGAAGCACAGAAUAAUGUUGCUAAAGAAAUAGCCUUACAAUUUUUGGAUAUUAUGGAUGGGAAAUCUGUUGCCGGUGUUGUAAACGCACCAUUAUUAUCGGAAAUGUUAAAACAUCAGAAUUUAUUAUGGACAAGAUUGGGUCGAAAUUUAGGAAUGUUGGCUGCAAUGGAUUCACCAUCAUCAUCAUCACUGAAAUUGUUUAUCAAUGGUAAUGAAGCACGUAAAGUGGCCAAAUUAAUACGUGAAACCGUUUUGGUUGGUUUUUUGCGAAUUAAAACUGGCAAAGAAGUUAAAUUAAUUUCAGCAUCUGAUUUAGCUGCGGAUAUGAAUAUCGAUUUGAAAUUAGAAUUGCCCGAAUCAUCUGGUCAUUGUUGUUUUAGUAAAAUUUGUUUGAAAACUGAUUCUGGUAAUGAAUAUAUGGGGAUACCACAAGGUCGUCGUUCAUAUCUAAUCGAAAUGAAUGGUCAUCAAUUUGAACCAGUUAUAUCAAUGGAAAGUCAUUUAACAUUUUUCCAAUUGAAAAAUUCAUCCGAUUAUGAAUUAUUAAUCCAGUCAUUAUCCAAUCAAAUGAUGAUGAUGAUCAAAUCUAUAACUAAAUCGGUAGAUAAUCUAUUGAUAGCAAUUCAUUCAACAGAAUCAUUACAAUCAUUGCCGAAAGAAAAUCAAGAUUAUAUUAAAGUGAUUCGUUUGAAUUUUUCCUAGAUCAGAUCCAAAAAUAUCGAUAUCUAGAGAUUCAUUUGGCUUACAUGACCAACCAAAACAACAAACAACAACAACAAACUUUCUAUUUUUUCUCUCGAAAAACAAAUUUGAAUAAACUGAGCUUAAUAAAUAUUUUUUUCGUUCA